ACAACAAUGUAACCUACAAACACCCCUUGAUCGACCAAUGAGGCCCGUGUGCUCAUUUGCCCCCAACCAAUGCGCGACCGUAGUUCUGAUCGACCGCAGCAGAUCGCCGGCCUUUCACCCCAUUCAACCCUUAUGUGGGCGGGAUAGGAAUAAGUAGCGCCCAGCCGGAAAACGCCACUUGGUAAAUCUGUAUCUGCGGUGUGUUCAGGUGGUGUAGCUGGAGUGUUCGUGAAUGAUUAAGGUUGAGGAAGAGGAAGAAAAGAUGGAUGAGUCGAACCAUAGCUCGAACACCGAAACUUUGUGCAAAGUUUGUGGCGACAAGGCAUCCGGAAAACACUAUGGAGUUGCCAGCUGCGAUGGUUGCAGGGGCUUUUUCAAACGAAGUAUACGUAGAAAUUUGGAGUAUAUCUGUAAAGAAAAUGGUUGUUGUGUGGUCGAUGUUACCAGGAGGAAUCAAUGUCAAGCAUGCCGUUUCAAAAAAUGCCUUCAAGUGAACAUGAAACGCGAUGCUGUACAACAUGAAAGAGCUCCAAGGUCCGUGCAAGGCGGUCUUCAUUAUCCCUUGAGUUUUGGAGGCAGAUUAAGGGGUAUACACAGUUCACCGAUUUUUGGUGCGAUGCCGCUACAUCUUCAGGUACCCACAGUGUCAGAUCCUUUUCCGCCUCUCUUCACAACGAACCCUUCAGGACCCUAUUUCCAUCAGAGCUUGCUUCAUCCGAACUUCAUCAGUUCUUUUUCGAAACCAACAACGAUCCUCACAGGAAAUCUGAGUUUCUCACCUCCAUACUCCAUGAAGCAAUCGACUAAUAUAAAUGGUCUUCACAGAAUUGUGAUGAAGGAGGAUGAAGUUAGUAGUUCGGAAGAAGGGUUGGAAAAGAAUACAGAUGAAAAUCAACAAUUCAGAAGUCGAUUGGAAAUACCAAUUUUGAAUGAUGUGAGCAGAAACAACACGAGAUUAUCAGAAACACCGAAUCUCACACUAUUUCCAGCUGAAAAUAUAUACGAAUCUGCAGCCAAAUUGUUAUUUUUGGCGAUUAAAUGGGCAAGGACCAUUCCCUCAUUCCUUCAGCUAUCCUAUAGAGAUCAGACUAUACUUCUUGAAGAAAGCUGGAGUGAGCUUUUCGUAUUAACAGCUUCACAGUGGGCCCUUAAUUUGGAUGAGACGGUAUUGAUAAGCAACGCUAUGGCACCUUCUUCAAGACAUUCUGCAUUGGAGGAGGAUGCGAGGAAGCUCCGGGAAGUCAUCAAUAGACUGACGGUCCUUAGACUUGACCACACAGAACACGCAUGUUUGAAAGCGCUUGUCCUUUUUAAAGCAGAUUGUCGUGGUCUAUGUGAACCAAGUCACAUAGAACUCCUCCAAGACCAAACACACAUGAUGCUACAGGAAUAUUGCAGUCAAAGGCACAACGUGACGAAAGGCAGAUUCGGAAAACUACUACUGACUCUACCUGCGGUACAGUCCGUACCAAAGAGGGGAUUGGAGGAGCUUCUAUUUAGACAGACAGUUGGGGAUGUUGCAAUAGACAGGUUGCUUGCAGAUUUAGCCAAAAAUACUCAAUCUCACUGAGCCAUAAACGGUUGAAUGUAUAUGUUUUGUAAAUAAAUAUUGUC
Molecule: messenger RNA, 1614 nt
Organism: Coccinella septempunctata (seven-spotted ladybird)
Lineage: Eukaryota; Metazoa; Arthropoda; Insecta; Coleoptera; Coccinellidae
Product: nuclear receptor subfamily 2 group E member 1-like
Exons: 8
Coding region: 233-1570 (445 amino acids)
Biological process (GO): regulation of transcription by RNA polymerase II; anatomical structure development; cell differentiation
Molecular function (GO): zinc ion binding; nuclear receptor activity; RNA polymerase II cis-regulatory region sequence-specific DNA binding
Source: RefSeq, a predicted model, not a curated record